UGUAGUUUGUAAGAGAGGUCAUAUGAUUUACAUGAACGUGAAUGUGACAGCGUGGAGCGUCUCCAAACCAAACUGCGGCUUGGUCUCAGGUCUGUGAGAAUAAACAGCGUUUCUCGGGAGUGAGGGGUCAAGUUAAAAAGUCGCGAAUGUUUAGCCGAAAUCAGACAGCGAGAGCGACUAUCGCUCGGGGCUCCGCGCUGGAGAUGGAGAUCCGCCGUGGAAAGUUCAGACAAAGUGUUUUCAUGGAAACCCCGCAGGACAGCGACAUCCAGAAGAAGAUCGACUAUGAGAUCCGGAUGCGUGAGGGUGCUUGUAAACUGCUGGCCGCAUGCUCUCAGAGGGACCAGGCACUGGAGGCCUCCAAGAGUCUCCUCACCUGCAACGCCCGCAUCAUGGCCUACAUGUCAGAGCUGCAGCGCAUGAAGGAGGCACAAGUCAUGCAACGGGUCGCACGCAGGUCUUCUGAUGCAGGUCCAAUGGAUGACCGAUCCCCAUGUAAAGGCAAAGUAGCCAUUUCAGGUAUGUUCACAGAAAAGAAUUCAGGCAUUAAGAAUAAAGGAGAGCUGCAUCGGUGUGCUGUGUUCUGUCUGCUUCAGUUGGGUGGAGAGAUCUUUGACACAGACAUGGUGAUGGUGGACAGGACGCUGACAGAUAUCUGCUUUGACAACACAAUUGUCUUUAAUGAGGCCUGUCCAGGGUUCGAGCUGCGGGUGGAGCUGUAUAGCUGUUGUUCAGAGGAGGACUACUCAGCAGGCAGCACACCGCGGAAGCUGGCCAGCAAGCUGAGCUCAUCUCUGGGAAGGUCAGCGGGAAAGAAAAUGAGGGCGGCCUUGGAGCCCGGAGCCUGCAGCCCCACUAGCAAUGGAGGAGGAGCGACAAUCCUGCUGCCUGUGCCCUCUGCACCGGGCCCCAAAUAUCAUCUUUUGGCUCACACAACCCUCAAUGUCUCUCACGUCCAGGAUAGCUUCCGCACACAUGACCUCACCAUCACAGGAAAUGAGGAGUGUUCGUACUGGCUGCCUCUGUAUGGCGGUGUAUGUUGUCGUCUGGCUGCUCAACCUCAGUGUAUGACACAACAGAUGAUGAGUGGCUGUCUGAGGGUAAAGCUUGGAGGUGAGCCACAAGGAUGGACAAAUGUCUACGGUGUUUUAAAAGGAACGAAUCUCUUCUGUUAUCAUCAAAAAGAGGACAUGGAGGCCAACGUGGAGCCUGUCUUAACUAUUGGGAUUAACAAAGAGACGAGAAUCCGGGCCGCAGAGAAGGAUCCUCACAGCAAGGCACAGAAUAUCUGUAUCACUAACCAGUAUGGAGGAGAGGAGGUGACGCACACACUAGCUGCAGACAGCAGAGAAGAGACACAGCGCUGGAUGGAGGCCUUCUGGCAGCAGUUCUAUGAUAUGAGCCAGUGGAGGCAGUGCUGUGAUGACCUGAUGAAGAUUGAGCUGCCUUCCCCACGCAAACCUGCCAUAGUCACACCCAAGCAGGGCUCCUUGUACCAUGAGAUGGUGGCCCCUGCAUCCGGUGAGGGGCUUUUGCUGCAGGAUAACGCUGUCUCUGCUGAGAUCCGAGCUCUGCUCUCCUCCUAUUACAAUGACAGGUGAAGUAACUCUGAUGAGAAGUUACCUGACCCCACCCUCUACUGGCCCACGUGAU
This is a messenger RNA of Sinocyclocheilus anshuiensis, 1653 nucleotides long. RefSeq names its product rhotekin-like. The transcript is spliced from 12 exons. Gene Ontology annotation, biological process: septin ring organization; signal transduction; mitotic cytokinesis. Lineage: Eukaryota; Metazoa; Chordata; Actinopteri; Cypriniformes; Cyprinidae. Gene Ontology annotation, cellular component: actomyosin contractile ring. Bases 147 to 1601 code for a protein of 484 amino acids. The record is from RefSeq and is a predicted model, not a curated record.